Messenger RNA from Aspergillus steynii IBT 23096, 1668 nucleotides. Its product is annotated as Iwr1 domain-containing protein. NCBI's taxonomy places the organism in Eukaryota, Fungi, Ascomycota, Eurotiomycetes, Eurotiales, Aspergillaceae. Gene Ontology annotation, cellular component: cytoplasm. The record is from RefSeq and is a predicted model, not a curated record. The transcript is spliced from 3 exons. Gene Ontology annotation, biological process: protein import into nucleus. The coding region runs from base 1 to 1668 and encodes 555 amino acids.
AUGGCGUUGCCCCCAGAACAGAUCAACAUCAAACGCCGUCGAGAGGAGGAACCCGUGGAUACGUUAUACAUCCAGUCGGAAUUGCACCAGACCAAGCGUCGUUUCACGGACUUUGUCUUCCAGCGAGUUCAAAUCCGAAGCGGUGAUGGCAACAAGGGCUCCCCCAGUCCAUCGCCGGCCCAAAGGGACCUGCGCAGCCCGCGCUCGGUGAGCAGCGUCCCUUUUCCAGGAGCGACUCCUUCCCGCGCAGCAGCGUCGGGGGCAACAGGGGUGCCGAUGGUGAGGGCCACGUCGCCAGGGGCUGAGCUUCGCGAGGCCAAACGUCUGGCAGCGCUGCGCAAGGAAAGAGAGGAGCAGCUUAAAAGGGCGUUGCAUUCGUCACCGACGUCGAGAAAGUCCGUCGGUCCUGAUCACGGCGCUGACGAUGACGACGCGGCGCCUGUGGCGACGACGACCUCCAGCGACAGAGGAAGCCCCGCGCCGUCCGCGUCCCCGGGCAUGCGACGAUUCCAAAUUUCUCGAACCAAGAGUAUUCUACGGAGUACGCCGGGGGCAGGGGUGCAGAAGCGCAAGGGAGAUGGAGCAGUCGCGGUGCUGGUGGAGAAGUUAAGGCGAAAACCGCAUUCCAGGCAAGCGUCGAUGGUUGCGGAUGCCGCCGCGCGGGCGGAAGAUAUCAGGGGAUUGUCGGAGGCCGCUGCUACGACAAUAACCGAUUCGCGUGACAGUUCGGUGUCUCGCGAGAAUGCUCCGGAUGCUGCUCGCCCCCGCAAGCGACCGGUGGUCAACAAGGCAGAGAGACAGUGGCGGGAGGAGCGUAAGACGGCCAUCGACGCGGCCAAACAGAGUAUCAACCAGGCGUUGGAGAAGGAGGCCCAAACGCAGCACCAGAGCAGCUGGGACGACGAGUCGGAGCGACUGGCCCGCGAGUUUGAGCUGAUCGCGCUGGAGAUGGAAGGGGCCAUGGAGGAGGACACGGAAGACGUCAUGUCCGCGCCGUCGUCGACGCCCGCCCGGUCUGCUCCGGUGAUGCCCAAACCGCCGUUGAAAUACCCCCCUCGUACACCCAAUAAGCUUCGGGCUGGGAAGUCUGCAGAACCGACGCAAGGGGGUGAAGAGCCGGUCAAGACUUCCGCGGCUGCUACGGCUGCCCCUCCGGCAUUACGGUCGGCCGAGGAGAUAGAACACGAGGAGGACAGUGACGGAGAAUAUGUCUACGACACGUACAUUCGAAAGCCCUUGCCAGAGGGGGGAGCAGAUCGAAAGGGAGGAGACCUGCUUACGAACCCGCUAAUUGACUGGCAACGCGACCAAGACGCUUGGUUUCGGCAGAAGGGCAUUGACACGACCCGUGCCGACGUUGGGGUGAUCGUCAUUACGCAAGAGGACGAGGAGUAUUGGGAGCAUUUUGUCGAGGACGAUGACGAUGAAGACCGCUGGGACAGCGAAGAUGGCGAUUCGAAUGCUGAAAAUAAUCCCGCCAAUGAAUAUCCGGACGAGGACCUAUCCUGGGACGAUGAAGACGACGAUCCCAUGGCCAUCUACCACAAAUACCGCCACCACGCGGUGUCAGACGAUGAGGAAUUCGACAUGAACGAUUCAGCCAGUGAGAGGGCGUUUGGAUACUCUGGGCGCCGGCCGCACGUGGAGUCGGAUGACGAGAGCUGGUGA